CGCACUCGCUUCCCUCCUCACGACAGCGACCCGCCCGCUCCUCCAACCCACCGCUGUCGCUGCCGCUGGUGCUUGUCCCUCCGCGCCCCGUCUUCGUUCCCACGAAAACUCGUCUACCCGAAUUGCACUGCUCCACGACGCAACCAAUCUCCAAAACACCCGAUUUAUUAUCCCAAACCGCGGUAUCAACUCAAUUUUUCAAUGGCAGCUACGGCGUCCGCGCCGCCUGCCCUCUCUCCAGGGCAGGCGACGCUCGAUCAUGACGAUAGCAACAUCUCCAGCCCGCUGAGCGACGUCGAGGACAAGGACGGCGGUGAAUCUCUUGAUGGGAUGCAGCUGGAACACACUCGGCCAGACCAUGACGAGGCGCUUGACUCUGACAGCAAUCUAUCAGAGGCAAAUGAUACCGAAGCGGAGACUGAGCGUCUCUACGACACUCCGCAGGCACAGCGCCACAAGGACGUCGUUGUCAAUCAGUUCAACGACGGCCAGGUCUACGAACGGACUCCUAGCAAGCUUCAAAAGACGUUUUCUGUCGACGGCCACGACGAUGGCGACGACGACAGUCUUUCCGACCGCGACGACGUGUCAAUGACCUCUAGUCACGGUGACUUGGGCUCGCCCACCAAGCCCAAGAAGUCGACCGAGCUCCCAGCCACCGAAGACGACCCUGAGAAUACCGAUAGCAAGAAAAGGAAGCGGUCGCCGGUCGCGGAAUCUUCCGAGCCAGGCCAGCCCGCCAGGAAGCGCACCGGUUCCGUCGUGCCCCAGGAGCAGGAUCAGCACAAGACUGACGUGGAAAUGCAUGACGACGAGGCCCCGUCCACAAACUCACAUACUGGUGAUCACUCAGCGACCGAGGAAAGUGUUUUGGAACUUCCCCACAGCAAGCGUGGCCCUUCGCGCGAUGGCCACAGCCCGAUCAAGGAUUCACAAAUCACAAAAAAGGUUACCCGCAAUGGGAGCAGAAGGAAAGGUCACGCUGUCGAGGCUCACGAAAACGAAGGGCACGAGGGCGACGCCCGAGACGAUAGUCGUGGUGACGACGACUCGGGGCCUCACGGCGACGACCAGGCUGACCACGAAGGUGACGACGAGGCAGAGGCGACCAGGAAUGACGAAGAAUUUGAAAGAAAACGUGCUGCGGUUGAGGAAUGGACCGAUCUCGAAGAGAAAUUUGUCGUCUUCCGCGAGCGUUUGUACAAGGAUCGCCUCGAGCGCCUCGAGCAUGAAGAACUUUCACUGCAAGCCGAGCCGCCGACACAUCCCGAAUACUUAAACAUGAAGCAAUGUCUGGACGAAAGGCUCGAAAAGAGGCUUCGAAAUAUUGAAAAAGAAUACGAGCUCUCGGUUGAGGCCCUUGAGAGAUUGGCAGUGGCGCGCCGUGCCCAGAUUUGGAAUCAAUUCUACCAAGGCUCUCGGGAAAAGCGCUCAAAGAUGCUCGAAGAUCUCAACAAGGAGUGGUACGAGACCCAGAAUGCAAGGCGAAGCGCACACAGCAUUCCGGACUACGGCCUCCUCUUCCCCACGAACCCUGCACAGCGCACAAGGAAUGCCGUGGCAUACAAUUCGGAGGUCUCGUUUUUGGCCGGUCUCGCUAAGCAUGAGGGCUUCCCCGCGGUGCCGGCCAUGAGGGGCGCGAGUGGCUCAGAGAUCGAGGAUGACCUGGAGCAAAUGAAGCGCAACACGAAACCUCGUCAGCGUUCAAUAAUGCAGCCCAUUGACGAUUAUCAAGCAGUGGCUUUCGGAUCUAACCUCGGCCCCGCCGGGGAGCAAUUUAUCAAAGAUACUCCAUGGGCCAACCCGAACCACAUUGCACACAAGAUCAACACAGGACCUGCAGCAGCCGGUGCUCGAUUGAGCAGUCCAAUGCAGGGAGGUAAAGCAGCAGCAGGCCCGUCCAACCAACAACCGAUACCAGCCGUGACGAACGGCCAUGUCGUGCCGCAGGCGUCGCCGCCAAUGAACCGAUUUAUUUCUGCUUCUCCCGAGAUGGUCAGAACAGCCAAUGUUUUGACACAAAGCGCCCAGAUGAAGCGCGCAGGCAGCCGCACAUCAAAAGCUGCGAAAAACACAGCUCCCAAACAAGAGCCAGUGUCGGCGAUGGCUAGUUAG
Molecule: messenger RNA, 2115 nt
Organism: Colletotrichum lupini
Lineage: Eukaryota; Fungi; Ascomycota; Sordariomycetes; Glomerellales; Glomerellaceae
Exons: 4
Biological process (GO): negative regulation of transcription by RNA polymerase II
Cellular component (GO): Sin3-type complex
Molecular function (GO): histone deacetylase binding
Source: RefSeq, a predicted model, not a curated record